Oryzias latipes (Japanese medaka) is the source of this 2346-nucleotide messenger RNA. RefSeq names its product leukocyte elastase inhibitor-like. Gene Ontology annotation, molecular function: serine-type endopeptidase inhibitor activity. Gene Ontology annotation, biological process: negative regulation of endopeptidase activity. The record is from RefSeq and is a predicted model, not a curated record. NCBI's taxonomy places the organism in Eukaryota, Metazoa, Chordata, Actinopteri, Beloniformes, Adrianichthyidae.
AACUUCCGGAAAUAAGGUUUGAACUCCAACGAACUGCUAUCAAUAUGCAUUUAAACUUUUAAAUAUAUCUAAAGCAACUCUUAAGCUCAGCAAAAUACAAAUUUUCAAGGAGGGACGAACAGUCUGCGGAAAAGAAUCCUUGACUAACCAUUUGGCCGGCGGUUCAACCUGCUAAGCAGGUUUGUUAGCUGUGCGCUCCAGGAUGAUGGAGAGACUGUCAGCGGAGAAGCGAGUCCUCUUCCUGGUCUCCUUUUUUGUAUGUCUAGUGUUGGUCGUUUAUGGAAACUAUCACUAUCAGUACAGGAACAUAGUGUACACAGACGACGAUUACGACAUGUUCAAUGAUGCUGCGAGGUUCAUGAUCAACGAGCUCAGUCCACACGAACCCUGAUACCAUUGAUGUAGCCCACCGGUCCUCUGUAGUACACGUGUGAGCAGGAAAUCAUGGCCUCCCUGAACACUCUUUCCAAAGCCAACACCAAGUUCUCUCUGGACUUGUUCAAACAGCUGAGUAACGAAGACAAAAUGGCAAACGUGUUCUACUCUCCGUUCAGCAUCUCUUCCGCUCUAGCCAUGGUGAUGCUGGGAGCCAGAGGAACCACAGCCUCACAGAUGACUAAGGAAAUCAUGGCCUCCCUGAACACUGUUUCCAGCGCCAACACCAACUUCUCUCUGGACUUGUUCAAACAGCUGAGUAACAAAGACAAAACGGCAAACGUGUUCUACUCUCCGUUCAGCAUCUCUUCCGCUCUAGCCAUGGUGAUGCUGGGAGCCAGAGGAACCACAGCCUCACAGAUGACUGAGGUUCUCUGCUUCUCAAAGGCAGGGAAGCAGCAGCAGCAACGGCAGCAGCAGCAGCAGCAGCCGCAGCAGCAGCAGCAGGCUAAAGGAGCGCAGCAGAUGAUGCAGAUGCAGCAGAAGGGCCAGGCCAGUCUGCCAGCUCAAGUGAAGAGCCUGAAACUCCGGGAUUCCCAGGAUCAGGUCCAUGCUAGCUUUGCUGAGCUGCUGGGCCAGCUCAACAAGCCUAAGGCCAGUUACGCUCUGAGUGUAGCUAACAGGCUUUUUGGAGAGCAGACCUACCAGUUCGUCGAGGAGUUCCUGGGAAACAGCAGGAAGCACUACAAAGCAGAGCUGGAGAAGGUGAACUUCAUGCAGGGUUCUGAAGCUGCCAGGCUCAACAUCAACACCUGGGUGGAGAAACAGACACAAGGUAAAAUCAAAGACAUCCUCGCCGAGGGUUCCUUGAACAACCUGACCAGACUUGUGCUGGUCAAUGCCAUCUAUUUCAAAGGCAACUGGAACAAAAAGUUUGAUGCGCAGGAAACUCGUGACGCUGACUUCCGACUGAACAAGAAUGCUAAAAAGACAGUAAAAAUGAUGUACCGGACAUCCAAGUUUCCUCUGACCUACAUCCCUGAAAUCAACUGCCAGAUCCUUGAGAUGCCCUACAAAGACAAGGAGCUAAGCAUGCUGGUCUUCCUGCCCACUGACAUCGAGGACAGCACCACCGGCCUGGAGAAGCUGGAGAAGGCCCUGACCUACGAGAACUUUAUGGAGUGGACUCGCCCAGACAUGAUGAACGAGGUGGAGGUCAGGGUGGGCUUCCCUCGCUUCAAGAUGGAGCAGAAGUAUGACAUGAAGAAAGUCCUGGUCAGCAUGGGCAUGGCGGACGCUUUCGACAUGUCAAAGUGUGAUUUCUCUGGCAUGUCUCCAGCCAAUGACCUGGUGCUGUCAGAAGUCUUCCACAAGGCUUUUGUGGAGGUCAACGAGGAGGGAACAGAGGCGGCUGCUGCCACCGCAGCGGUCAUGAUGCUGCGCUGUGCACUGAUGCCAGCUGCCUUCAUCGCUGACCACCCCUUCCUCUUCUUCAUCAGACACAACAGCUCCAUGAGCAUUCUGUUUGCGGGCCGUUACUGCUCCCCUCAGUAAAGUUCCCUUGAGCAACCCACAUCUUCAUUUUCCAACCGUCAGAGUAUGAGGCUUAGUGACGUUGAAGGAAUCCUUUAACACUCCAGUUUUGUUGUGUGCCUUACUACAGAUUGAUGUUUUGCACUGUCUCAUUGUAAAGAUGAAUCAUUAUUCCUGCUGCUUUCUUCUACCCUAAUCUCCUUAUAUCUAGUCAAGAUUAUUGCAUUUUACACACAUCUAUAAUAAUCCUUUGCACUGUUCUGCUCAACCCAAACCACAGAAUUACAUGACAAACGCCUCUUUUAUGCAAUUCCUUGGAACCGUCAUGCAUCGUAAACUGGAUUAAAAACAUGAAUGUAUGCAAAGACUUUUGCCAGCUGCCGUGUCACUGUCAUGUACUCUUUUACACCUGAAAUUAAAGUGUGUGGUUUGCUGAAA